Alligator mississippiensis (American alligator) is the source of this 1119-nucleotide messenger RNA. RefSeq lists its product as uncharacterized. The transcript is spliced from 4 exons. NCBI's taxonomy places the organism in Eukaryota, Metazoa, Chordata, Crocodylia, Alligatoridae. The record is from RefSeq and is a predicted model, not a curated record. Bases 1 to 1119 code for a protein of 372 amino acids.
AUGGCGGCGGCAGCGGAGCGACCCUCCAGGACCGCCAAGAUGGCGGCGCCCACUGGGGGACGGGCCGUACGGAAAGCGGAAGUGCCGGGAGCCAGCACCGGAAGUAGCUUGCGGAUCACAAACGAAGACGGCAGCGCCAGCGAGUUCUCUGGUUUCACCUUCCGGGUGGCAACAGCGACUCUGGCAGGUGGUUCCGGGACAGAGCAGGACGGCGCCAGCCAGCACGGGAAGGUGGAGGCCGUCGGUGGCAUCUGCAAUGGGGCAGAGCAGGGUCCUGCCGCGUACGGGGCAGCUGGACCCCCCGGGCACCCCACUGGAGCCGCAGGAAGAGCCCUGCGGGCCUGGCACCCCUGCCAGGGCUACGAACGGCGGUCCAAGGCUUCCUCCGUGCCCCAGGGCGGCACCAGCCCGUGGCCGCUCCCCGUCGCUGCUGGGGAACGUCUGUCCCACGCCCAGCUCGGGGAGGCCGGCGCUGGCAGAAGGUUCCGCUUGGUCUUUGCUGCCUGCCUAAGGACCGCCAUCAGCUGCGCCCUCUCCUUCUGGUCGGCCUGGUGCCCCGGGUACGUUUUGGACAGGGUCUGGGGGGCAGAGGGGGCCGGGCCGCGGCUCAGUCCAGCUGGGGGGGCCCUCCUGGACUCCCCGAGAGCAGCAGCCCCCCAUCUUCACCCCCCCUCCCAGGCAGCCCCCCAACAUUUUCGGGGGGGCAGUCCCUCCCAUGGGGGGUUCCAGCCCCCACUGCCCUGGAAGGGGUUCCCAGCUCCAUUGACCUCGGCGAACUCCUCCUGGCCCCUGUCCCACAUGGUCACGAUCACCAGCCCCAAGGCAAUGGGCAUCGAUGCCGUGAAGGCCAUCCGGCCCAGCAACGCCAGCUUCUCCAUGGCAGGAGCACAAACAGCACAGAGCGCCUGCGCGACCAUAGAGAGCUGGGACCAGAGCGCCGCACCACGCGACCAUAGAGAGUUGGGACCAGAGCGCCGCACCACCCGACCACGGAGAGUUGAGACCAGAGCGCCGCACCACGCGACCAAAGAGAGCACGGGCCAGAGUGCCCGCGGUACCAUAGAGUGGGAGGCUAGAGCUGACUGUCCCUCCCUUCCGCCCCCCAGCCCUGGGAGGUGA